CGGCGCAGAUUUCGUGCAUCGCACUUGCCGAGCGUGCAGAGACGCGUGUGAAAGAAUGGCGGACACGAACGACACAUCGGUUCCAGGAGAAAACGGCGAUCGGCAGGAAUCGAGCGAGACGUUCGUGAGAUAUGAGGACACCUGUGAACACUCUGCCACGCAGUGGCAGAAAACCGCGGACAACGAGAGCGGGAUAGGAUCCGAGAACAUGGAGGAACAGGAGGAGUCAUCUACAUCACGGGAGACGAUAAGUGAACUUGUCGAUUUCGCGAACGAGCCGGGAAAGCAAGUCGGCCACGCGGACGGUCCGACAGCGGUCCUCUCGGCCGACGAAGAGGCAAAGCGAGACGUCGACGAGGUCGACUCGUUCGCAACUGUGUACCACGAAAACGUGAAACAUGUGAGCGAAUAUAUAGAGCUCGUGUGCGGCAUGAUAAAGAGCGAAAACAAAGCCGCCAAAGCCGCCGCGGCGGACACGACAGAGAAGACACCGAUACGAGUGAUGUUCACAGUGAACGGCGGGUCAUCCAGUCGGAGCAGCUCACGAAACGCGAGUCCGCUGAGGAGGAAGAGGACGAAGAACGACCAGGCCCAAAUUCUCGAAAGAUGCCAGCUAGAUGUCCCAUUUCCACCGUCGCACAAAAUGACAGUGGCAGAGGUCUUCGACGAGCGGACAGAUCGGCCGCGGCCGGAGGUCCUCAAACAGCACUUUAUCCUGGAAGGUAGGAUCGACGAGGCCGCGGCUCUUCGUAUUAUCAACGACGGAGCCGCUCUUCUACGCUCGGAGAAGACUAUGAUAGACAUCGAGGCUCCGGUCACCGUGUGCGGCGACAUUCACGGGCAGUUCUACGACCUGAUGAAAUUAUUCGAGGUGGGCGGGCCACCCUCCUCGACCAAGUAUCUUUUCCUCGGCGAUUACGUUGACAGAGGUUAUUUCAGUAUCGAGUGCGUAUUGUACCUGUGGGCGCUGAAACUGUGCCAUCCGACCACACUCUUCCUCCUCAGAGGUAACCACGAGUGCCGUCAUCUCACGGAAUACUUCACAUUUAAGCAGGAAUGUAAAAUAAAAUACUCCGAGAGGGUGUACGACGCGUGCAUGGAUGCCUUCGACUGUUUGCCGCUCGCCGCCCUCAUGAACCAACAGUUCCUCUGUGUGCACGGCGGCCUGUCGCCGGAAAUUCACAACUUAGAAGAGAUUCGCAAAUUGGACAGGUUCAGAGAGCCGCCGGCGUUCGGGCCGAUGUGCGACCUCCUCUGGUCGGACCCCCUCGAGGAUUUUGGCAACGAGAAGAACGCGGACCACUUCUCCCACAAUAGCGUCAGGGGUUGUUCGUACUUUUACAGUUACUCGGCGUGUUGCGACUUUCUGCAAAACAACAAUCUGCUCAGCAUCAUCAGGGCGCACGAGGCUCAGGACGCUGGAUACCGUAUGUACCGAAAGUCUCAAACGACGGGCUUCCCAUCGCUUAUCACCAUCUUCAGCGCGCCCAAUUAUCUCGACGUGUACAACAACAAGGCGGCCGUUUUAAAGUACGAGAACAACGUGAUGAACAUUAGGCAGUUCAACUGCUCGCCACACCCGUACUGGUUGCCCAACUUCAUGGACGUUUUCACAUGGUCGCUGCCGUUCGUCGGCGAGAAAGUUACAGAAAUGUUGGUGAACGUGCUGAACAUCUGCUCGGACGACGAGCUGAUGACCGACGGCGACGACGCGCUCGAGGAAGUCGCAGCCAAAGUCGUUGUCCAAAAAAAGAAUGGUAAGUCCCCGAGAGAGCCGACGACUUACUUGACGCCAGAUUUUUUCUUUUUUCGAAGCGUGCCAAAAAAAAAUAACCCAACGGAUUUUUCUUUUUGUAUUACGAUAUAUUUGUGAUAUAUAUCUUGAUCU
This is a messenger RNA of Harpegnathos saltator (Jerdon's jumping ant), 1888 nucleotides long. RefSeq names its product serine/threonine-protein phosphatase 2B catalytic subunit 2. Gene Ontology annotation, molecular function: calmodulin-dependent protein phosphatase activity. Lineage: Eukaryota; Metazoa; Arthropoda; Insecta; Hymenoptera; Formicidae. Gene Ontology annotation, biological process: calcineurin-mediated signaling. The record is from RefSeq and is a predicted model, not a curated record. Bases 56 to 1873 code for a protein of 605 amino acids. The transcript is spliced from 10 exons.